AUGACAGCAUUGAACGUUCUACAAACGUUAAAAUUAAUCUCAAUGAAAGAUACUUUGGUAAUUUGUACUAUUCAUCAACCAGGAAUGGAGAUGUAUAAUUUGUUCACGCAUAUCGUUUUAUUAGCUGAUGGUAGAAACAUUUUUUCCGGAAAUAUAGAUAACGUCAAACCGUUUUUCGAAAGCCUAGGAUUCGUAUGCCCAAUUCACAUAGAUCAAGCAGAAUACCACAUCAGUAUUUUAUCUCAACAUGAUUCAAUUACGUCGAACGAGGAAAGAUCUUUAAAUUUAUCGAAAGCAUUUUUACGAUCACCUUAUUACGAAUUACCUAACACCGAUGAAAAUCUUAAAGAAGUACAAACAAAUUUAUGCAAUAAGCCAGGAUUAUUGAAACAAUUCGUUUGGUUAAUUUGGAGGAUUUAUAAGAAAAAACGUAGAACAUUUUUUUCCGACAAUUUAUCAUGGAUAUCUUUUUUGAUGUCUAUGACAAUCGUGAAUAUAUUUUUUAUCGGUAACAAUCCAAAUACGCAGAAAGGAAUGCAAAAUAUUAGAGGAAUUAUAUACAUGAUGACUUCAGAAAUCAUUUUUACAGUAACUUAUUCAACAAUAUACGAAUUACCAUCGGACAUGAUUAAUUAUUGUCGUGAAACUUCGAUGUAUGGUCCAGGUGUUUAUUACGUUGCUACUUUUAUCGGAUUGAUACCAAAAUCUAUGAUUAAAUCACUCAUUUUUACAUUGACGAUACUUUUGACUUUGAACAGUAAUAUUAAUUGGAAGGACAUACCAUUUUAUUGUCUUUCAACUACGUUAAGUUCAAUUUGUGGUACCGCUUAUGGUAUGAUGAUGUCCAGUUGGACAAAUAAUGUUGAUUUAACGACAAUAAUUAUGGUACCAAUUGAUAUAUUAUUUCUAUUAACUGCUGGUAUGUUUUAUAAUUUGAGGAUACUUGAAAUAUUCGUCAAUAUUUUAUUACAUAAACGAAUGUCUUUCGAUAUUGUAUUGGUCAAAAAUUGA
Molecule: messenger RNA, 1011 nt
Organism: Polistes canadensis
Lineage: Eukaryota; Metazoa; Arthropoda; Insecta; Hymenoptera; Vespidae
Product: protein scarlet-like
Exons: 6
Coding region: 1-1011 (336 amino acids)
Cellular component (GO): plasma membrane
Molecular function (GO): ABC-type transporter activity
Source: RefSeq, a predicted model, not a curated record